Molecule: messenger RNA, 1543 nt
Organism: Pogoniulus pusillus (Red-fronted tinkerbird)
Lineage: Eukaryota; Metazoa; Chordata; Aves; Piciformes; Lybiidae
Gene: ANKRD39
Product: ankyrin repeat domain 39
Exons: 4
Coding region: 14-1267 (417 amino acids)
Molecular function (GO): protein binding
Source: RefSeq, a predicted model, not a curated record
UCGCCGAGCGCGCAUGCGCCGUGACGGUCGAGUUGUGCUGCUUUUCGACCCUCCUCGGCUUCCUUCGGCGCUGUUCAACCCUUCCCAGCUUCCCUCGGCCUCCUUCGGCUCCCUUCGACCCUCCUCGGCCCCGCUCGGCUCCCUUCGACCCUCCUCGGCCUCCUUCGGCUCCCUUCGACCCUCCUCGGCCCCGCUCGGCCUCCUUCGGCUCCCUUCGACCCUCCUCGGCCCCGCUCGGCUUCCUUCGGCUCCCUUCGACCCCCUUCGACCCUCCUCGGCCCCCCUCGCUCCCUUCGACCCUCCUCGGCCCCGCUCGGCUUCCUUCGGCUCCCUUCGACCCUCCUCGGCCCCGCUCGGCUUCCUUCGGCUCCCUUCGACCCUCCUCGGCCCCGCUCAGCUUCCUUCGGCUCCCUUCGACCCUCCUCGGCCCCGCUCGGCCUCCUUCGGCUCCCUUCGACCCUCCUCGGCCCCGCUCAGCUUCCUUCGGCUCCCUUCGACCCUCCUCGGCGCUCCCCAAGUUCCCUCCCGCCUCGCUCGGCUCCUUUCGGCCCUGCUCGACCGUUCCCAGCCUCCCUCCAGCCCCUUUCGUCCCUUCCGGGCUUGUCUCGGCUCUUUCCGCCACCGCUCGGCUCCUUUCGUCCCCUCCCCAGCCCCGCUCGGCUCCCUUCACCCUCCCCCCGCCUGCCCUCGGCUCCUUUCGGCCCCGUUCGGCCCGGCCAUGGCCGCGGGCCGGCAUUCGCCGCCCGGUCCCUGCUGCCCGUCGCGGGUGGCGGUUCCCAGCGUGUACCAGAGCCUGCCCGAGAUGGACUUCGAACGGGGGAUCUGGGCAGCGGCGCGGGAUGGGGACGAGCCCCGAGUGCUGGAGCUGCUGGAGCGGCGCGGGGAGCCCGGGCAGACCGACCUGGCAGGGUACACGGCGCUGCACUAUGCCAGCCGUAACGGGCACCUGGGGGUCUGCCGGCUGCUGCUGCAGCGCGGAGCCUGCUGCAAUGCCCGCACCCCCGGCGGUGCCACCCCUCUGCACCGGGCCAGCUACUGCGGCCACCUCGCCGUCGCCAAGCUCCUGCUCGCCCACGGUGCUGAUCCGGCUGCCACCGACGAGGAUGGGCGCACCAGCCUGCACAAGGCAGCUGUGCAGGGCCACCGGGAGCUCUGUGCCCUGCUCCUGCAGCACAGCCCAGCGCUGGCCAGCGCCUGCGAUGCCAAGGGACAGUGUCCCCGAGACGUGGCCCACCCUUCAGUAAGGGACCUGCUGGAGGAGACCUGAGUGGGACAGAACCACCAGGACCUGCUGGAGGAGACCUGAAGGGAGACAGAACCACCAGGAUCUGCUGGAGGAGACCUGAGGGCCACAAAGCCACCAUGCAGUGGGGCACAGGCUACCACCAGACCCAUCUCCCACGGAUGAACAAUGCACUCGGUGCCAUCUCCACCUCUCUGUGUCUCUUGUGCCAGGUGGUGGUGCCACAGCACAAUUCUGUGCCUGUCCCCACCCCGUUGGUGACUUAUUUGCUAAAAAAAAAACACCCCAAAACAUGACAAA